ACCCACACCCACACCGCGUCAAAGAGACGUCCUAAGGUCGCACUUGCUUGCGUUACCUGUAGGUCACGAAAGAUUCGGUGCGAUGGCCGCAUGCCAACUUGCACCAAUUGCCAACGGAGGGAAGAUCUGGAAACACCCUGUACCUACACCACCCAAACUUCCAGUUCGAAGUCGAGUGAAAGAGAGUACAUACACCAUCUUCAGGAGCGGAUUCGUCAGCUCGAGAGCGAUCGUGGAGAAGAGAAGGCUGCUUUGUCCAGUCUGGCAAGAAAUCACGUCGAAGCUCCACCUCCACCUCCGCCCUCAGCAGAAGGCUUGGGCGGUGGAGCGACCCCCGGCGGACCAGGAUCAUCAUCGUUUCACGGGCAGCUUGGGUCUGUGCCAUCUACUUUAGAAUAUUCUUUCGUACUGGCAAAUCUAUCUUCGGCCGAAGACCAGUCGCAGUUACCUCAUGACCGGGAUCCAGAAGAGCAAAAAGUUCCCAGUUAUUCAUCACCUGACCAGGAGGAAGGUGGUGACACCCCAGUGAGUGCGAUGGGCGCAGCGUCACAUAUUUCCGAUCGAGUAACGACCGCUCAAGAACUGUUCUACGGGAAUUCAUCCGCAGUUUCAUUUCAGCAUGAAGUCCAAGAAACUCUUCGUCGUCCCAGCGGCGGCGAAGCAAACCUGGUCCGCGCACAGCCAUCCAAGGUGCCACAGCGGAAACAGCCAUGUCAUACUCUGUCCUCGUUACUCGACCAAGUCUCCAGCUCCAAGUUAGAUGCCCUCACUCUGCCACCUCGCCCAUUUGCGGAUCAUUUGAUAGAUCUGUACUGGAACAGAGUCCAUUGUCUUUACCCUUUUGUGCACAAACCGACCUUCCUUAAAGCUUAUGAGCAGCUAUGGGUUCGCGAGAGCGCCGUUGAGAAUGAAAAUGACAAUUCAAAUCCGGCGGUCGGGCUUGGGGGAUCAAAUUGUGGGCCAUCCACUUUUUACUGUGCUCUGAAUGGUAUUUUUGCGCUGGCCUGUCAAUUCUCGGACUUGCCUUCGGACGAAAGAGAGUCGCUCGCGGAUACAUUUUUUCGCCGUGCCAAACACUUUCUACAUAUCGACAUUUUGGAUGAGGGAGACUUAGCGCUCGUCCAGACUCUUCUGAUUAUGGCACAGUAUCUCCAAAGCACACAUUACCCAGAUCGGUGCUGGAAUAUUGUUGGGUUGGCUUGCCGGGUCGCACAAGGGAUUGGGUUGUAUCUGGAUGAUUCUACGAAGAACAGGGCUACUCUUGAGAUAGAAAUGAGGCGACGCUCAUGGUAUGGUUGCGUGACGCUUGAUACAGUCGUCAGCAUGACCCUCGGUAGACCGCCGAUCACCUCUGGACAAUCUGACGUACCUUUGCCUCUAGCCGUUAAUGACGAUUCUCUUGACUCGGUAUCCGUGGCAACAUCCCUAAGCAACAUCCAGCCACCACUCCUUGUAUUUUUCGGGGAAACAAUCAAACUCUACAAAAUACUUUCUGAGAUCUUGACUGGCGUCUAUAAACUUUGGAGUCGUUUGGGUGGGCGAAAUCAAAUUGGUCAACAUCUGAGGGACAACGCUUUUGACACGAUAAUCAAGCUAGAUUAUGCAUUAUCAGAUUUCGAAUCAAACAUACCGAAUGAACUCCAUUGGACGCGCCGAAAUCGUACACAUGGGACAUCGGAGAUGGUCGACAGGCAGGUUAACGUCCUUCAUGCAAGAUUCAUACAUCUCAAACUGCUUCUAUACCGCCCUAUAUUCAAUCAAUUAUGUCUCGAAUCAAAGCUCGAGGGUUUAACUAGGACAUCUGGCGAAUGUGAAUCUCAUGACAAGGCGACCAGUAUGCUCUACUCCCACUUCGCUCCACGCUGUGCGGCCGAGUGUGUAGGAGCUGCUGGACAGUUGAUCGAUAUCAUCGAUCGUGCCUCGCAAACCAGUGCUACUGGCGCCUGGUGGUACAAUGUAUUCUAUUUGUUCUCGUCAGCAAUGGUCCUUGUGUUGGCAGAACUUUGUCCCACCAUUCUCGACCCUGGAAAAGCCAUCAGCGUUCGACAUUCCUGGGAUCAAUGCCAGAGAGCUUUGAGAAGAAUGAGUCUGCAUAAUGAUGCAGCGAAACAAUGUGCCAAAACACUAUGCAGCAUGCGCCAGCAAAUGUGUGCAAGCUCAAACACUCAAAAAUCGGCAUGGGAUUCAGCCAUGAAUAAUCCACAAAAGUCAGAUCCUCAUCCUGGAAUCAUCGAUACCAGCGGACACAUUGCUGAACAGACGAUCCUCUACAAAACAGGCGACGGUCAAGGCUCUGUGGAUAAUGAAUUCUUGUUCACGGAUAUGCAAGUCAGAGAUAUGCUGUCUCAGAGUACAGGAUUGCAACCUCCAUGGAAUCUAGAUGAUAUUGGCUGGGGAAAUAUGCUUACUCAAAAUUAUUGAGUGUUGACAAUCCAGCCAGAAACAUCAACCUCAGAGAUGGUACACUUGGUUUGUCUUUCAACCAUAGCAGUGAACAAGUCACAGCCAUCCGGUACCCAGUUGGUGACAAGAUACAAAGUCGUGCCAUCCUCUCCACCCAAUGUGCAUGCCGUUGCAUGUC
This is a messenger RNA of Mollisia scopiformis, 2581 nucleotides long. RefSeq lists its product as uncharacterized. Gene Ontology annotation, biological process: positive regulation of transcription from RNA polymerase II promoter by galactose; DNA-templated transcription. The transcript is spliced from 6 exons. The record is from RefSeq and is a predicted model, not a curated record. Gene Ontology annotation, molecular function: zinc ion binding; DNA-binding transcription factor activity, RNA polymerase II-specific; RNA polymerase II cis-regulatory region sequence-specific DNA binding. NCBI's taxonomy places the organism in Eukaryota, Fungi, Ascomycota, Leotiomycetes, Helotiales, Mollisiaceae. The coding region runs from base 91 to 2421 and encodes 776 amino acids. Gene Ontology annotation, cellular component: nucleus.